UACAACAUCAAGUGACAUAUUACUGUUUAACAGACUAGUGCAGGGACACAUUUACUUAGCAGAGUCCAAUAAGUGCUUAAGUGAUGUACUAAAGUCAAUGGGCAUCAGUGAAGAAGAGUCCUUAGCAAUGAGAUUAUAUACAAAUGCUUUGACUAUCAUUAGAGGAAUCUCCUCUUCUUCUGGUGAUGGUACUCCUGGCUAUUAUGUUCCUCCAUUACACAAGCUAACUGGAGAGUUGCUUUUGAAGUUAGGAUUGGAGCUUAGUGAUAGUGUUGAGCCAUUUCUCCUUCUGGUUCUUUCUCCUGCUCAAAGUGGUGCCGGUGCUAGUUUUGCUGCUCAUGAUGGCCUGCUCUUAUACAUUACAUAUUCAGGAUUAAUUAAUAAUAAAUUAUUAUUGCACAUAAAAACGGCAAUUGACAUCUUAUUGAAAAAUGCUAAGACACACCCACAACAAGUGUCUGUGAUUCUUAAUUUGCUGUUGGAGUAUGUUCAGAAAGACUUUAAGAUUAAUAAUAAUAAUAACAAAGAGACUGUAGAGACAUUGUGUACUGAGUUAAUCUCUCACUGGCAGGACUUGAGCCUUUGGUGGGAAAAUGGCUCCAAAGAUUUGAAAUCAGCAGCUGUAACCUUGUUACAAAAGAUGAUUGCAUUACAGCCAAAACUGCUGUUAAAGAGUGCUGAUACUAGCAAACCAUUAGUUGCCAUGUACACUGCCAUGAUUGGGGACGAGAAGCUGGAAUUGAGUUUUAAGGCUGUCAUGAUCGACCUUCUUCCUUCAUUUUUAUUACUAUCAUCUCCUGAAUAUCAGUCCCAGCUCAAGGGCAGUCUCAAUCGUCUUGUGUCCCUCCAGUUUCCUCUAACUUCAUCAGAACUACCAGCUGGAGGCCCAAUGCUUAAUGAGUAUACUAACAUUAUUGAAAAGUUGUGUAAUUCCUUGGUAGCAAGUGGUAGCCUUGUUCUUUUAGAGUUAAUUAUUAACAUUAUGUGUCGGGAAGUCAGACAUGUUUGCGAAGAGAAGAUACAAACCA
Messenger RNA from Amphimedon queenslandica, 1028 nucleotides. RefSeq names its product DNA-dependent protein kinase catalytic subunit-like. The record is from RefSeq and is a predicted model, not a curated record. The annotation marks the transcript as partial. Lineage: Eukaryota; Metazoa; Porifera; Demospongiae; Haplosclerida; Niphatidae. The transcript has 8 exons.